Molecule: messenger RNA, 2640 nt
Organism: Cuscuta campestris
Lineage: Eukaryota; Viridiplantae; Streptophyta; Magnoliopsida; Solanales; Convolvulaceae
Source: the annotation of a GenBank genome assembly
GUUUUGUUCCGGUUGUCUCAUAGUAGCCCCGACUCUGCUCUCGGUUGACUUCCUUCAAGUUCUUGAAAGAGCUUGUCAACUCAUAACUGCCACUAACAGGGGAGCUGAAAAGAGGAUGAGCUUCUUGAAAGAGCUCUCAGAAGUCAGAAAACUACCAUGUAUCAGGCGGCAACACUUUGGGAAAAGAAGCCGACAAUGGGCAAAUGAGCAAGGUUGCUAGCUGGAAAAGGAGCUUGCCGAUACUCAAAUGUAAAAGCUGGUAAAUUCAUCGGUCAGGUUGCUUCAAGUUUAAUCAUUUUUAGUUCAGUUUUCCUUAUCCAACUCCGAUUCCCAUGGCUUCCUCUCCAUCAUCUACUCCCAGUAUCAUCGUUAGUCAUCUGAUCGCCACCAGCAUUAAUGACCUGCCGGACGUGAUCCUCUCCAACGUCAUCGCCGCCAUUACCGACGUCCGCGCCCGCAACUCCGCCGCUCUCGUCUGCCGGAAAUGGCUCGUCCUCGAACGCUCCACACGCGCCUCCCUCACCCUCCGCGGCAACGUCCGAGAUCUAAUCAUGCUUCCCACCUGCUUCAGAUCCGUGACUCACCUCGAUCUGUCCCUUCUCUCUCCCUGGGGCCACCCCCUCCUAUCUCCGGCUACCUCCGAGGCCGCCAUUGACACAGAUCCAACCCUAAUCGCCCACCUCCUUCUCCACGCCUUUCCCUCGAUCAAUUCCCUGAAGCUUUAUGCUCGCAACCUUUCCUCACUCCAGCCAUUGGCCUCACAGUGGCCGCAGCUAGGGAAAGUCACGCUGGUUCGGUGGCACCAGCGGCCACAGCUGUCGUCCGGCGAGGAAUUCAGCUCCUUCUUCAGCGAAUGCUCGAAUCUGGUCUCCCUCGACUUGUCUGCUUUCUAUUGCUGGACCGAUGACAUUCCUCCUUCUCUGGAAUCUCACCCCCGAGUUUCAGAGAAUAUCACCACCCUCAAUCUCCUAAAUCCUUCGUUUUCAGAGGGGUUCAAGUCAGAUGAGAUCACUGCAAUUGCAAAAUCAUGUCCCAAUUUGAAGGAAUUUCGGGCAGCUUGUAUGUUCGACCCCAGAUACAUAGGCUAUGUUGGAGAUGAAGCUCUGAUCUCAAUAGCCACUAAGUGCCCGAACCUCGCUGUGCUUCAUUUAGCUGACACCUCUGCUCUGUGCAGCACAAGAGGCGAUCCUUCUGAUGACGGGUUCACCAACGAGCAAGCAAGGAUCAACAUUCCCACUUUGAUUGAGGUAUUCUCCAGUCUUUCCUUACUAGAAGAACUUGCUUUGGAUUUGUGUAACAGUGUUAGAGACAGUGGUCCUGCGUUUGAAAUCCUGGGCUCGAAAUGUCCAAGAUUGAAAUCCCUUAAAUUAGGGCAAUUCCACGGUGUUUCCAUUCCGGUGGAGUGGAAGUUGGAUGGAGUUGCCCUCUGUCACCGGCUGAGGUCUCUAUCAAUCAGGAGUCCGGGAGACUUGGACGAUAUUGGACUGAUAGCCAUCGGCAGAGGGUGUUCCAGGCUUUCUAGGUUUGAGAUUCAAGGUUGCAAGAAAAUAACAAUGAAGGGGAUGAGAACUGUGGCUAGCUUGCUAAGAAAGACUUUGGUAGAUGUCAAGAUCUCUUGCUGCAAGAAUCUCAGUGCACGGGCGUCUUUGAAGGCUCUAGAACCAAUAGAAGAUACCAUUCAAAGGCUUCACAUUGAUUGCGUUUGGGACAGUGUAGAGGAAUUACCAGAUUGUUCUAAUGGUGGUGGUUUGGAGUUCAAUUUGAGAGGUACCCAUGGUGAUGGUGAUGGUGAUGGUGAUGGUGAUGGUGAUGGUGAUGGUGAUGGUGAUGGUGAUGGUGAUGAAGAUGAAGAACUGUGCAAUAGAAAGAAAAAGGUCAAGUAUUCAUAUGACCUGAAUCGUCUGUACGAGGAAAUGAAUGGUCAUGGAAAGACGUGGGACAAGCUGAGCUAUCUCUCCCUCUGGAUUGGUGUUGGGGAUCUUCUCACUCCUCUACCCGAUGCCGGUCUAGAGAAUUGUCCAAACUUAGAGGAGAUGAGGAUUAAGGUGGAAGGAGAUGGCAGGCUACUAUCCAAACCUUCGAAUCGCGAAUUUGGCUUGACAACUCUAUUGUGCUAUCCAAAGCUCUCAAAGAUGCAUUUAGAUUGUGGAGACGUGAUAGGGUACGCGCACACUGCGCCAGCAGGGCAUAUGGAUCUGAGCUUAUGGGAACGGUUUUACCUGAUGGGGAUUGGGAAUUUGAGACUAAGCCAACUCGAUUAUUGGCCAGCACAGGACAGAGAUGUCAACCAGAGGAGUCUAACCCUACCAGCAGCCGGCUUGAUCCAGCAAUGCCUCACCUUGAGGAAGCUUUUCAUUCAUGGAACAACUCACGAACACUUUUUGAGGUUCUUUCUCCACACCCCACACCUUAGAGAUGUGCAGCUGAGAGAGGAUUACUACCCAGCACCAGAGAGCGACAUGAGCACAGAGAUUAGAGAAGAUUCUUUGAGUCGGUUCGAAGCAGAACUCAACAGACGCCAAAUCUCAGACUGAUUGUUUUGCUGUUUUUGUUCAUACGAAUUGAAUGAUAAUUUAGUAAUGCACACUUUCUGAAUUUUGAUUUGGCAAUGGACAAGCCAUGAGUGGUUUAUAUAAUGAU